Molecule: messenger RNA, 451 nt
Organism: Penaeus vannamei (Pacific white shrimp)
Lineage: Eukaryota; Metazoa; Arthropoda; Malacostraca; Decapoda; Penaeidae
Source: RefSeq, a predicted model, not a curated record
AUGCACCUGUGCAUGUAUCCACAGCAUGUGCAUAUAAAGCCACAAGACAAGAACAGAAACUUUCAUGGUCUAAACUUUCGAAUCAACAGCGUAGAUCACCCGAGCUCCUUCCCCUCAACCCCCCCCUUCCUCUUCCUCCCCCAGAUCGGCGUGGAGAAGUGCGACCCCCAAGACGAGCGGUUCGCCCUCAUCUACACGGUGACGGUGUGCUGCUACAGCAUCCCUGGGAUCCUUGUGGGUUACCUGCUGCACCACGCCGGCCUCCGCGUCACGAGGGUGUCAGGAGGGACGAUGCUGUCGCUGGGCUUCCUGUUCCUGGGCAUCGCGACCAAGGGUCUGCUCGAUGACAUUAGCGAACGGAGAAUCUCCUUUGUCGGGCACGUGGCACGGAACGAGGGCCUGGCAUAUGACUGACAGCGACCGCGGUGUCCGGGAGAGGAGUCCGAACUGG